This is a messenger RNA of Castor canadensis (American beaver), 2795 nucleotides long. It is a transcript of the gene Rftn1, whose product is annotated as raftlin, lipid raft linker 1. Lineage: Eukaryota; Metazoa; Chordata; Mammalia; Rodentia; Castoridae. The record is from RefSeq and is a predicted model, not a curated record.
GGCGUUGGGGUGUCGACGGGCACAGCGCUCCUCCUUUGGGCUCGGCGGGCCAGCCCCCCUGCAGGUUGUCCGCUGCCAGAGCUGCGGAGCUGCCAAGCCAAACACCCUAGCCUGGUUUGGAUGGGGACGGGGACUGAUUCAUCGGACCGCCAGGGUUUGGGACAACUUUUUGGGGGGUUAAAAAAAAAAAUCACCGUGGCACGUGGAGAGAGAGGAGUCUGCUGGGGGUUGUGAGCGCUGCGGACUCGGGGCGCCUUGGAAGGGCGCGGAGGGGGAGCUUCUAGGCUACAGCUGCCGAAAUGGGGUGCGGAUUGAACAAGCUAGAAAAGCGUGAUGAGAAGCGGCCUGGGAAUAUUUAUUCCACCUUGAAGAGGCCUCAGGUGGAAACCAAGGUAGAUGUGUCCUAUGAAUACCGGUUCCUGGAGUUCACGACCCUCAGUGCCGAGGAGCUCCCGAGGUCCUCGGCAGUGAGGCUGACUUCCCUGCGGGACCUGCCCGCCCAGCUCCUGGAUCUGUACCAGCAGGGCUUCUCGCUGGCCGCCCUGCACCCCUUUGUGCAGCCGACUCACAAGCAGGAGACGCUGCCUCUUGAGCACAUCUUCAGAGCCAUCCUGGUCAAGAAAACUGACAGAUCUCAGAAAACUGAUCUUCACAAUGAAGGCUACGUCUUGGAGUUAGAUUGCUUUUCCUCCUUAGACCACCGAACACUCGUCCCGGACUUUGUUAAGAAGGUCCAGGAGGCCGCGAGUCGGGGCCUGAAGUUCAUUGGUGUCAUACCUCAGUACCAGUCCCCCGUGCCCUCAGUGGGCAGCAGUCCUCCCGUGCCCACUGCCCACAGUGCUGUGGAUGCCAGAGAUGUGAGGACUGCCCGUGGGGAUCAUACAUCCUUGGAGAGCGAGGACCCGGGGGCUGCAGACGUGGGAGUCGUUCCUGCAGGGAUGGAUCGAAGUCCAGCACCCAGCCCAGGCCCUACCAGGGAGGCACCCUGUACCCAGCACCCUAGUCUACCCUCGGAAGAGGGUGAGAGUGGCGAGUUUUCACUGCAGGGGGUGAGCCCCCCACUGGAUGGACCAGAGGGCAACCCCUCAGAUAUGCACGGAGACCCACUCACAGGGAAAAUGGAGAUCUUCGCCCUUUUCAACAGACCGAAGAGCCAUCAGAAGUGCCGGCAGUACUAUCCCGUCUCCAUUCCUCUGCGGGUCUCCAGGAACGGCCAGACGGUGAGCAGUUUGGAUGCCAACUGGUUGGAGCACAUGAGUGACCACUUCCGGAAAGGCGGCAUGCUGGUCAACGCGGUCUUCCACCUUGGAAUGGUGAACGAUUCCUUCCAUGGCUUGACAGAUGGAGUAUUCAUCUUUGAAGCUGUUUCCACAGAAGAUAGCAAAACCAUGCAGGGCUACGAUGCUAUUGUCGUUGAACAAUGGACGGUCCUGGAAGGGGUGGAGGUGCAGACAGACUACGUGCCUCUGUUGAACUCACUGGCAGCUUACGGCUGGCAGCUCACCUGUGUACUACCAACUCCUGUCAUCAAAACAACCAGGGAAGGGAGUGUAUCCACCAAGCAGAUUGUCUUUCUUCAGAGACCAUGUCUACCUCAGAAAAUCAAGAAAAAGGAAUCCAAGUUUCAGUGGCGGUUCUCCAGAGAAGAAAUGCACAGCAGGCAGACGAGGAAAUCCAAAGGGAAACUCAGCGCCAGAGAUAAACGACAAGCAGAAGAAAACGAGAAGAAUUUAGAAGACCAGUUCUCCAAAGCUGGGGAUGUGGGAAACUGUGUGGCAGGUGGGCAGCAGGAGGGUGGAGGCGCUGAGAUGAGGGGCCCUGAGCCUGAGGUCAGAGCAGAAAGGCAGAGUGGGGUUGCCGUGCAGAAUGGUCCUGCUGGCUACAGCAGGGCCCAGGCAGUCCCCCGGCACUCGGGUCCUGGAGAGGAUGCCGAAGUUGCUGCAGAGCCUGCUCCAGAAGACAACUAAGUCCUGGGCAGUUUGUGCUGAAGCUAGACAAGGUGGCAAACCCAGUUAUCUUGCUGGCAGCUGGUUUGCCCUGGUGUUGUGUGUUACCCUUUGGCUUGGCUUGACCUCUCCUUGUGAGCUCACCCGAACCCUCUGAGGGCCGGUCCUUGACAGUGUUGGUUUCUGCACAUCCAUUCAAAAGGCGUCUUAAUGACCCCAAAUUAGAAUGCAAGGUCGUGUUCUUUUAGACCUCAGGGGUCCUGGCUACGCAGGGCUGUUGUGCAGUGUCUGUCCCCUGCUGCUUUGUGCAACUAUUUGGUGAUUUUGAACAACCCUUGGAGCUCUGCGGACUGCCCUUCUCCACCUACAGCCUGCAGAUAUCCUGCUGCUUUGGCAAAAAUGAUGACAUUGAGGAGGGGAGGUGGCCAGCCUCUCACUUCUCUCAAAGUAGUCCUAUAGAUGCUGGUAAUGUGGAAAGGAAGAGGUAAUUCUGUGUGCACCUGUUCUUGCAGAACAUUCAAGAAAGUUUUCUGUGUUAGUAUUAAUGCCAAAAAACUUUUUUAAAGAUUUUGUAUUCAGCACAUCCUAGGAAUACAUGUUCCUCUCAUUUCAGGGCAUCCGGGCUGGUCGCACACCUUGUUAUGUACAAUUUUAUCAGUGCGUCAUUGGCCAAGUACCCACGUAUGCUGUGUCUAUCACGCGUUUAUGCUGUCCAGAAAGCAUUGUUAAGGCUUUAAGUAGACACAUCUGGCAACUGGAGAGAGAAUGUCAUUACUUGACGGAAACAACAACCUGUCUUUCUUAUUUCGCUACUUAAAGCAAUAAAUCAUCUUGAGUUUAGUACCCUGU